This is a messenger RNA of Pseudovirgaria hyperparasitica, 2082 nucleotides long. Its product is annotated as putative major facilitator superfamily transporter. Bases 339 to 2027 code for a protein of 562 amino acids. Gene Ontology annotation, molecular function: transmembrane transporter activity. The record is from RefSeq and is a predicted model, not a curated record. Gene Ontology annotation, biological process: transmembrane transport. Gene Ontology annotation, cellular component: membrane. The transcript is spliced from 7 exons. NCBI's taxonomy places the organism in Eukaryota, Fungi, Ascomycota, Dothideomycetes, Acrospermales, Acrospermaceae.
UAUCUCCACAUCUGCACGCUUCUCGAUGCGUUCCGUGCGGGUUUAGGUUCGAGACCUAUGUAGGCCCCGACAAGCAAACGUAUUGAUGGUGUUUAUUGGACAAGAUGAGCCGUGCCUCACACUUGUCUCGCGUUCCAACUGAUGAUGAUCUUGUAUGAAGGAUCGGGUCUAAUGUUGACCAUGCGGGAAUAGUCUUUGUGGACAAAGGUACAUAAAAGGCUACAUCCCACGAUGACGAGAAUGUGUUGGUAUUUAGAGUCGCGUCGAACUUUCCUUGCCGUGCCAAAGCUUCAUUUCAACAGAAUAUAGACGGACCACGCGAAGUGGAGGCUCAAGCGAUGGAGAGCAACUACAACAGAGACCCCGACGUUGAGAGUAGUGGAGACGAAAAGGGCAAGCACAAUGCAACUGGGGCACCUCUCACAGAGGCGAAGUCUGCUUCACAAGUACCAUGGACGUUGACGAGGGUUGUGGCUGUCGUGUCACUUUGUCUGGUCUAUGUUGGUGCUCAGUCGAUUCUUUACAUGACAGGCGGCACACUCAACUACAUCGGAGCGAGCAUCGGUACCAAGUAUCCUAAUUGGCUGCUGACUGCAAAUACUCUUGCUGUUACUGCUAUAUGCCCCUUUGUAGGGUAUAUCAGUGAUCUUCUAGGGAGGCGAUACGUGACCAUCUUCGGCUCUCUGCUACUGAUUGUCGCCAGUGUUGUGCAAGCAACUUCCAAAUCACUGGGCUCCUCUGUCACUGCACAAGCUCUGGGUGGUAUUGGCGCCGGCAUAUGCGAACUGACGGCUUUGGCUGGUGUUGCCGAGAUCACUCCCGUUCGGUAUCGCGGAGUGACGCUCUCGGUCGUCACAUUCAGCAUUCUACCAUUCAUCCCAUACAUCCUCUACAUUGAAGAGCUCCACGCACACUCCACCUGGCGCUGGGCACUCGGCAUUGCUGCCAUCUGGAACGGUAUCGGCACGAUCGGUAUCAUCCUCUGCUACCAUCCACCGCCACGUCAUAUGGUCGAUGAUCUAUCGAGAAUGGACAUCUUGAAGCGCAUUGACUGGGGCGGUGCUUUCUUGAGCAUCAGCGGAGUCACGCUGUUUCUCGUAGGUCUUCAGUAUGGCGGCUACCAGGCGCCCUGGACGAGCGCUACUACUCUUGCACCACUGAUCAUUGGCAUUCUCCUCAUCGUCGCAUUCUGCGUGUACGAGGCGUUCAUCCCAAAAUUCCCGAUGGUGCCUGCGGCAAUUUUCAAAGGCCAGCGCGUUGUGCUGAUGUCGUACAUCAUAGUCUUCAUUGCGGGUAUGGAAUUCUACUCAAUUCUUGGCUUUUUCCCUCUGAUGCUGCAGAACGUCUGGCCAGCAAGCCCUGAACAGACUGGCCUCCGCGGCUUCUGGUAUCCUCUUGCUAUCUUGAUCGGGGCCUGUCUAGUCAGUGCCGGCAUCACAUACAGCCGCGGCCGCGUCGCCUGGAUGUUCGUAACCUGCUCCGUACUUAUGACUGCCUUCUGCGGCUCGCUUGCUUCGGCCACGCCCUUCAACAUGCCGCGGUCCGUAGCAUUCGCCACCCUUGGCUCGCUCGGUAUUGGAGGUGUGAUUGUGCCUUGCCUGACCGUCGCCCUCUAUUGCUGCCCUGACGCAUAUAUCGGCACCACGGCCGCACUAUCCCUCGCCGUGCGCUUCCUCGGUGGCUCCGUCGGCACGACCAUCUACUACAACAUCUUCAACACCUCUUUCAUGACCAACGUACCCAAACUCAUCGCCCCGGCCGUCGUCGCAGCAGGGUUGCCAGUCGACUCUGUCGAGGCCUUCAUCGGUGCCCUCUUCACCGAUCCAACAUCCGCGCUCACAAUCCCCGGAGUUACGAUGGAGAUUCUGCAGGUUGGCGGGCUGCAGGCGCGUUGGGCAUUUACGGAGAGCUUGAAAGGGGUGUGGUAUGCGAGUAUUGCGUUUGGAGCGGUGAGCAUUGUUGCGAGUUGCUUCUUGCCGAAUAUCAAGAGGUUUAUGACGAAUCGCGUGGCUGUUGAUAUUCAUUGAGAUGAUUUUCAGGGGAGGGUUUAUGAGGAUUGGUAUGGAGAUGGACUUGAAUAGU